Ostertagia ostertagi is the source of this 2859-nucleotide messenger RNA. Lineage: Eukaryota; Metazoa; Nematoda; Chromadorea; Rhabditida; Trichostrongylidae. The record is from the annotation of a GenBank genome assembly.
AUGUCUUCACACGACAGCGCUCAAAUACGACGACAAAUCGGAGCUCUCAAACGACAACUUCAACGCCACGUCUCGACAGUCGUGAGUACUCUCAAAGAAUACAACGUUGAACCUACCAAUUACAACUUCAAUCAAAUCGACGAAGAUGAGUUGGAAUCGUUUCGCUAUGAACUCAAGUCUAUCAAGGACAUUCUCAUGAAGACCUACACCUCCAUCAUCGGGUUACACGACAAAUGGACAUUAAUGCAGCAGUCGGAUGCGAACGAAAGGACGAUUUUCGAGGACUACAUCAGAAAAUAUGGAGACUACCGAGAUACGAUUACCGACACAGUGACUCAUCUAGAACAAUGCGAUGAACUAUUGAACGCCAUCGACAUGGAGUAUGCCCGUCGGAAGCUCAAUCCACCAUCCGAUUCCUCCGAAGCCUCUCAAGACGGCAACGACACUCAAUGGCAGCCGCAAAGUCAGGAGGUGAGAGGUUCCACAACAUUGCCUCCAAAUUCAACUCCGCACAACCGUCAUUUCGUUCCGUCAAAUGUGAUCACGGAUUCUAACCUUCUCAACUUCGUUGAUGCUUCGAUUCUCUCCAAACUAGAACUACCCACAUUCGACGGAAACCUCCUGGAUUAUCCCGAAUUCAAGGCUCGAUUCGAUGCACUAGUUGGCAACAAGCCUCAGCUGGACGAUACGACAAAAUUCUCUCUGUUGAAGUCUUGCCUGCGCGGAAAAGCCCUACAAUCAAUUCACGGCCUCUCAAUGACCGAAGGAAAUUAUCAAAUCGCUAGAGAUAUUCUCAAAACCUUGUUCGACGACGAAGUCACACUGAAGCAUAUCCUGUACACGAAGUUAGCACAGCUGCCUCCAUGUGACGAAGAAGGCCGUCAUCUCGCUUCUUUAUAUAAUCAGAUGUUUUCUCUCGUCAGACAAUUUUCGAAAGGCAGAGAUGACUCGACAGAAACGGGACUCGGAGCUCUUCUGCUCAACAAACUACCAUUUCGAGUUCGGAGUCAAAUUUACGACAGAACCGCUCACAGUCACAAUGUCACUCCUUCUGAACUGCUGAAUCUUCUCACCGACAUCGUGCGCAAGGAUUCGACUCUAUACGAAAUGGAAUAUCACUCCCGACCACAACGUUUCCCGGACGCUCUCUACCAAGGAUUUCAUGCCACGUCGAAACCUGUUCAACAACCAGCGAAGCCAUCUCAAAGGAAAAGCAAUGCAAAGAGCAACGUCAAAAAGUGUCCAUACUGUCACUCUUUCCUUCACGUCUCCAUUGAAUGCACCGUAUUCGCGACUCCCAAGCAAAGGAGAGAACAAGCAAAAAUUCAUCGUCUAUGCUACAACUGCCUUUCUUCACUACACUCCACCAAGGAAUGCAAAUCCAAACGUUUCUGCCGAUUUUGCUCCAGAAGACACCACUCCUCACUCUGUUUUCUUUCCAACCGUGGACAAGCAACCGAUCAAUCUCACGCUGCACCAGCUCUUCCUGCACGACUGAAAACUGCUACAUCUUCACCUCGUAUUCGGCGGAACCAUUCUCAGCAAAGGACACACGCACACUUCGUGGAGAUGUCAGCCGACUCAGCCGAUGCGAAUUGCUCGAGUUCACAAAUCCAAGCUGAACCAGAAACGACAAGCUUUCACUUGCUCGUUGAAUCAGCGGUCCAAAGAAAUCCAUCGAGACAAUUAACCGUAACAGCUUUUCUCGAUUCCGGCUCAAACAAGUCAUAUAUCACCAAUGAAGCCGCCGCUGUACUAGGUCUUUCGACUCAGAAUUGUGAGCAAAUAAUGGUAUCAACAUUCGGAACUGACAACUCUCUCACGAUCAAGUGCGGAAAUCAUACUGUAGGACUACUUACAGAAAAGGGAGAACAGCUGAUUGAUGUAAAGUCGGUGCCGAAGUUGACAGGGACGCUGCAGCAAGUUCAAUUCUCCGACGACGCCACGCAGACCAGUCAAACCCGUGCAAUCCAGCGUAAUCCAAUACUCAUGGAGAAGUACUCCAACAUUUUUUCGGAACAAUUACAAAGAGGAAUAAUUGAACGUGUUCCCGACUAUCAACUUCGUCUUCGGUCCCAUUAUCUAUCACAUCAUGGAGUGGUAAAAGGCACUGCUAUUCUGCACAAUACUUAUGUCGAUAAUGUAUUCUAUGGAGUCAAAUCCCUCAACGAUGGAAUUACCUUCUACAAGGAAUCGAGAAAGCUCUUCAAUGAUGCCGGCAUGAAUUUGAGGGCAUUCGCCAGUAAUUCCGAGGACCUCAACGAGUACUUCGAGAAUGAUGGCAAUGACAAAGUAGCUGCAAUCCAGAACCUCCUUGGUCUAAAAUGGGAUACUUCAAUGGAUACAUUGACUAUCCAUUUUCCCAAACCAGUGAGCGACACUAUUUGGACAAAGAGGAAGGUACUUAAGCACGUUGCCAGCAUGUACGACCCACUUGGAUUAUUUGCUCCAGUAAUCCUCGUAGGCAAGCUGUUUCUGCAGUCUCUCUGGAAAAGUGAUAUGUCUUGGGAUGAUGUCCUGCCUGCAGAAAAACUCACCCAAUGGACUCAGAUUAUAUCUUCUUGGACAGCAGGACUUCUAACAUUUCCUCGGCUCAUUUUCAACAUCCGUGAUAACUCUGUGGCAGAAUACGACCUCCAUGUGUUCACUGAUGCCUCCGCUAGUGCCUACUGUGCAUCUGCUUACAUGGUACGACGUCUUCAAAAUUGUAAGCCAGAAAUAUCCCUCAUCAUGUCCAAAUCGCGCCUGGCUCCGCUCAACCAACCGAUCACAAUCCCGCGACUUGAAUUAGCAGCGGUAACCAUUGGUGCCAAAUUGCUCUCGUAUCUGGUUCAAGCAGCUCGAUGUUCCCAUUGCUAG